Molecule: messenger RNA, 4921 nt
Organism: Poecilia reticulata (guppy)
Lineage: Eukaryota; Metazoa; Chordata; Actinopteri; Cyprinodontiformes; Poeciliidae
Gene: ptprua
Product: protein tyrosine phosphatase receptor type Ua
Biological process (GO): protein dephosphorylation
Cellular component (GO): membrane
Molecular function (GO): protein binding; protein tyrosine phosphatase activity
Source: RefSeq, a predicted model, not a curated record
UUUUUUGAAUCCCUCAGCUGCGGAUGAAGAGCACCCAGAGCGGGCUGUGGAGGAAGCAGGCGGCCACCCCUCUGGAUGGAGCUCACCCCACAACUUCUCUCCAGCCGCCGUUUCGCCGCUCAAGCUGCGGCAACACUUCUCUCUAGGAUUUGCUUGCUGUGACGAGCCGGACUGGACCUUUACUACUUUCGCGACCCGCCGACAUGUAUUCAGCAGCGCUGCUACUGAUGCUGGCCGUCCGGAUCUGCGCAGACAACCUGGAGCGACCAACAGCUGGCUGCACCUUUGACGAGGACUCGGACUCUGGGUUGUGUGAAUACCGCCAGGGUCAAGAGGACGACUUUGACUGGCAGUUGAUCAAGACCUUCAACUGGCCAAACCCGACAGCAGACCUCCUGCCAGGGUCCUUCAUGAUGGUCAAUUCCUCUCAGCAUUUGGGGGGUCAGCGAGCACAGCUGUACCUGCUCCCCCUGAGUGAGAACGACACACACUGCAUACAGUUCAGCUACUUCCUGUACAGCCGUGACGGCCACAGCCCGGGGGCCCUACAGGUCUACAUCCGAGUCAACGGCGGCCCCAAGGGCAGCGCCGUGUGGAAUAUCUCCGGCUCCCAGGGGCGACAGUGGCACCAGGUGGAGCUGGCCGUCAGCACCUUCUGGCCCAGCGAUUACCAGGUCAUCUUUGAAGCGACCGUUUCCGAAGAGCGGCAGGGUUACAUCGCCUUGGAUGACACCGUGCUGCUCAACUAUCCCUGCUACAAGGUGCCUCAUUUCUCUCGGCUGGGAGACGUGGAGGUGAACGCCGGGCAGAACGCCUCGUUUCAGUGUGUCGCCACGGGCAAAGUGUCUGAGACGGAGCCGUUCGUGCUCGAGCGGAGAAACAGCGCCGUGCUUGACACUUCCUGGCUGUCGCGGCUGAGCCACAAGCGGCUGAUGGCGACGUUUCAGGUGGAGGCGCAGCGCGGCGAGCAGGACCUCUACCGCUGCAUCACCCUGUCCCCCAGGGGGGCCGCCGUCUCCAACUUUGGAGAGCUCAUCGUCAGAGUCCCGCCCACGCCCAUCGCCCCGCCCCAGCUCCUGCGAUCGGGCCCCACCUACCUGAUCAUCCAGCUCAACACCAACUCCAUUGUUGGAGACGGACCUGUCAUCCGGCGGGAGAUCCAGUACCGGGCCAGCCAGUCCACCUGGAAGGAGACCCAUGUGGUGGGCUCGCUCACCUACAAGGUCUGGCACCUGGAGCCAGACACAGAGUACUACAUCAGCGUUCUGCUGACCCGACCCGGGGAGGGAGGCACCGGAGCGCCGGGCCCACCGCUGGUCAGCCGGACCAAGUGUGCAGAGCCCAUGCGUGCCUUGCGGGGCCUCACAGCCACAGAGAUCCAGCCGCGUCUUUUGGCCCUUCAGUGGGAGCCGCUGGGCUACAACCUGACACGCUGCCACACGUACACGCUGUACCUCUGCUACCGCUACUCCAUGCCGACGGGGAGCAGCGGGGGCAACAACGCCACUGUAAGGGAGUGCCUGUCGGUGGACCGCAACACCUCCCGCUUCACCCUCAGGGACCUGCCACCCUUCCGGGCGGUCCAUGUGAGGCUGGCACUGGCCAACCCAGAGGGCAAGAAGGAGAGCCGGGAGGUCACCUUUCAGACGGAGGAGGAUAUUCCUGGGGGCAUCGCUCCAGAGUCUUUAACCUUCACUCCACUCGACGACAUGAUCUUCCUCAAGUGGGAGGAGCCUGUGGAGCCCAACGGUCUCAUCACACAGUAUGAGAUCAGCUACCAGAGCAUUGAAUCCUCUGAUCCGGGCAUCAACGUUCCCGGUCCUCGCCGCACCGUCUCCAAGCUGAGGAAUGAAACCUACCACAUGUUCUCUGGCCUGCACCCUGGAACCACCUACCUGGUCUCUGUUCGGGCCCGCACGGCCAAAGGCUUCGGCCAGACUGCUCUCACAGAGAUCACUACCAACAUAUCUGCCCCUGUGUUCGACUAUGAAGACAUCCCGUCUCCACUGAGUGAGUCAGAGAGCACCAUCACCGUGCUGCUGCGCCCUGCCCUGGGGAGGGGGGCGCCUGUCAGUGCCUACCAGGUGGUGGUGGUGGAGGAGGACGGCUCCCGCCGGGUGAGGAGGAGAGAGCUGGGCACCGUCGACUGCUUCCCUACGGCUAACUCCCACAGCGAGGCGCAGGCCAAAGGGGCCCCGCAUUACUACACAGCCGAGCUGGCCCCCAGCAGUCUGCCUGAGGCCACGCCUUUCACUGUGGGGGACAACCACACCUACAAUGGCUACUGGAACAGUCCUUUAGACCCCACCAAGAACUACCUCAUCUACUUCCAGGCUACCAGCAACUUCAAAGGGGAGACCAGGAUAAAUUGUAUUCGAAUUGCUCGGAAAGCUGCCUGUAAAGACUCCAAGCGAGCUCUGGAGGUAUCCCAGCAUGCCGAGGACAUGGGCCUGAUCCUGGGCGCCUGCGCCGGCGGUCUGGCGGUUCUGGUUCUCCUCCUGGGGGCCAUCGUCAUCAUCGUGAAGAAGGGAAGGGACUUCUAUUCUUACCCUUACUACCCUAGGAAGAAGGUGGCCAUAAACAAGGCGGCCAUGUCCUACAGGCAGGAGAAGAGCCGGAAGCUGAGCCCUCUGGACUGCAGUCUGACGGAGCAGAGCACCCUCCAGCAGGACGAGAGGAUGGCUCACUCCUUCAUGGACGCCCACGGCUGCAACGCUCGAAAUGAGCAGCGUAGCUCGGUCAACGAGUCCAGCAGCUUGCUGGGAGGCUCGCCGCAGCGCCACUGUCGGAGGAAGAGUUCUCCGUACCACACGGGUCAGCUCCACCCGGCGGUGAGGGUCGCCGACCUGCUUCAGCAUAUCAACCAGAUGAAGACGUCUGAGGGAUACGGCUUCAAGCAGGAGUACGAGAGUUUCUUCGAUGGCUGGGAUGCCACCAAGAAGAAAGACAAGACCAAAGGUCGACACGACAGCCUGCUCAGCCCUGAUCGACAUCGAGUCAAGCUCCACUCUCUGCUGGCAGACCCCAGCUCAGAUUAUGUCAAUGCCAACUACAUAGACAUUCGGAUAAACAGGGAAGGUUACCAGCGAUCAAACCACUUCAUUGCCACUCAAGGCCCCAAGCAGGAGAUGAUCUAUGAUUUCUGGCGGAUGGUUUGGCAGGAGAAUUGCUUCAGUAUUGUCAUGCUCACCAAGCUGGUGGAAGUGGGCCGGAUGAAGUGUUUUAAGUACUGGCCUGAAGACACUGAGCUGUAUGGCGACAUUAAGAUAACGCUACUGAAGACGGAAACCCUGGCAGAGUACACAGUCCGCACCUUCGCCAUGGAGCGGAGAGGCUACCCUGCUAAGCACGAGGUGUGCCAGUUCCACCUGACCUCCUGGCCUGAGCACGGCGUGCCGUACCACGCCACGGGCCUGCUGGCCUUCCUGCGCAGGGUCAAGGCCUCCACACCCCCCGACGCUGGACCUGUGGUCGUCCACUGCAGCAUGGGCGCCGGCCGGACUGGCUGCUACAUCGUGCUGGACGUCAUGCUGGAUAUGGCCGAAUGUGAAGGAGUGGUGGACAUCUACAACUGCGUGAAGACGCUGUGCUCCCGUCGGAUCAACAUGAUCCAGACUGAAGAGCAGUACGUCUUCAUCCACGAUGCCAUCCUGGAGGCCUGCCUUUGUGGAGAAACUGGCAUCCCCGUGUCUGAGUUUGCUCUUGCCUACAAGGAAAUGCUGAAAGUGGAUUCUCAGAGCAACACCUCGCAGCUCAGAGAGGAGUUUCAGACGCUGAACUCGGUGACUCCUCACCUGGACGUGGAGGAGUGCAGCGUCUCCCUGAUGCCCAGGAACCGGGAGAAGAACCGCAGUAUGGACGUUCUGCCGCCGGACCGCUCCCUGGCCUUCCUCGUCACCACCGAGGGCGAGAGCAGCAACUACAUCAAUGCAGCGCUGGCCGACAGCUUCCUCCGACCCGCUGCCUUCGUGGUGACGCCUCACCCGCUGCCCGGCACCACCACCGACUUCUGGAGGCUCAUAUACGACUACAGCUGCACCUCGGUGGUGAUGCUGAACCAGCUCAACCAGUCCAACUCUGCCUGGCCCUGCCUGCAGUACUGGCCGGAGCCUGGGAUCCAGCAGUUCGGCCCCAUGACUGUGGAGCUCCUGUCCAGGACUGCAGAUGAUGACGUCAUCAUCCGACUCUUCCGGAUUCAGAAUAUCACACGGCUGCAGGAGGGUCAGCUGGUGGUGCGCCACUUCCAGUUCCUGCGCUGGUCCCCGUACCGAGAUGUUCCCGACUCCAAGAAAGCGUUCCUCAGCCUUCUGGCUCAGGUCCACAACUGGCAGCGGGAGUGUGGCGAGGGACGCACCAUCGUCCACUGCCUGAACGGCGGCGGUCGCAGUGGCACUUUCUGCGCAUGCACCAUGAUCCUGGAGAUGAUACGACAUCACAGCAUGGUGGACGUGUUCUUCGCUGCCAAGACGCUGCGCAACUCCAAGCCAAACAUGGUGGAGACCAUGGAGCAGUACCGUUUCUGCUACGAGCUGGUCCAGGAGUACCUGGACUGCCUGGAGGUCAGAUAGCGCCAGCUGCUUCCACCGCGUCCCUUCUCAAGGAAACGGCCAGGAUCUGGGAUCCCGCUUCCUGGAUCUUUGCCUCAUUAGUCCCUAGCAUACUGCUCUGGUUGGAUCCUUCGCCAUGCCUGGAUGAGAACAUUAUCAACCCUACAGACCUUAAGAGAAAACUUAAAACUUGUAACAUACCACUCAAAACAACUUCCCCUUCUCCCCCCUGAUCCAAGCCGGUCUCUUCCGUGCCAUGUAACAUCUGCCAAACCAGAGGACUUUAACCGGAGAGCUGACUCCGUCUCCUACUCCUUACAGGAUCUAAAGAGCUCCUCUGUAUCCUGCCUUACUCUGAACAAACACUGAAAAAA